This is a messenger RNA of Haliotis rufescens (red abalone), 2825 nucleotides long. RefSeq lists its product as uncharacterized. The transcript is spliced from 4 exons. The coding region runs from base 16 to 888 and encodes 290 amino acids. NCBI's taxonomy places the organism in Eukaryota, Metazoa, Mollusca, Gastropoda, Lepetellida, Haliotidae. The record is from RefSeq and is a predicted model, not a curated record.
UGUCUGUGUCGCUCGAUGACAUAUUGUUGCGGAUCAGUGGAUGUUACAAUGCCUCAACAAAUUGUGAAGCAGAUUCCUUCAAAAUUUGUGAGACAGAUCAAUUCACAUUCUGUAAAACAUGCCUGGUCCCAUAUAGCACAAUACAUCGUCAACGACAUCAUUCUCUAUGGUGGAGCGAAGUGUGAUUUCACGGCUGUCAAGAAUAUCGAAGAUGGUCCUCGAUACGACCUCGGGGCUGUUAUUCUCCUGAAGGACAGAUCGCUGAAGGAAAGACUCCUGUUGCGGCCCCCCAAGGCUCGACCAGUGUGUAUGCUUGAGGACAUCCUGGUUUGCCCAGAGGAUAUUUCCUCCGAAGUGUCGUCUGCAAUGAAGAGAGCCACUAAUGUGUCCUUGAGUGUGAGUCACGGGACCUACACCGGCAAGGACACAUCUCUGCAGGCCAGCAAGCGGGUGUUCCUUACUUUUGAAAACUGCAAGAGACAGGUGCUGGACCGUAUCGAGAUGGUGAAAGGCACCAUCAUAGAUCUCUUUGCGUGUGAUGCAUUUGGGUUCAACGUGGAGGACCUGUAUCUAGUUACUGAGGUCAUCUACAGCCAGGACAUCUUCUUCAGGUUGAUCUACAACGGUGUCGUCAUCGACUUUCGGCAAGAUAUUCGCUGGCCAAUCGCCUUCAAGCUGUCCAAAUUUAAUAUUCUGUACGACUCUGUGCUGGGCCAUAUACAAAGCAUCCCAAAAAGUUUAAAGGUCAACUGGCGCGAUUAUUUGAAUCUCCAGGUGGUGCGAGUGUCAUUCAUCGGCGACCGAGAGCGUGGCUACGGUGACGACAUGCUGCGUGUUGCUCGACGUCGUCGUCGGGUCCGGGAAAUCUACACUAGGCAUGAUGGGUAGAGUCUGAAGAUUCUGAAGAUGUUUUCUUAGCAAUUAAGUAUUUUUUUGUGUAGCAUCCCACUAUAAUGUCCUGGGUGCGUCACAUUUCGACUUGUCUACAUGCUCAAGACACCAUGAUCACUUGAAGUCAUGCCAGAACUACCUUGGUUAGGAACCAAUGUGUUCAUAUGUCGUAAUUGUCUUAACUGUUACCAUGUUAUAAAACUAUUCGUUAAAGAUUCUGGUCAAAACCAUCGAGCGUUAUUGUAACUUUGCUUGUUUUCACGUUACUCUUUAUAUGAUUUUUUAUAUGAUAUAAUAUGUUUUCGAUAAACACACUUCUUGUGUUUGUUUGUAAGGUUGUUUAAUAAUAUCAGAUUCAAGUUUGUCUUAGCGCCAGAUUAAGAGAUUUGCGGCGUCACGCCAGGGUCUGUAUAGAUUACAAGGAACGGUUAGAUAUCUGGCUUUAUGUCAGCUAGAUAUCUGGCUUAUGUGUCGGCUAGAUAUCUGGCUAUGUGUCGGCUAGAUAUCUGGCUUAUGUGUCGGCUAGAUAUCUGGCUAUGUGUCGGAUAGAUAUCCGGCUAUGUGUCGGAUAGAUAUCUGGCUUAUGUGUCGGAUAGAUAUCUGGCUUAUAAGUUGGUUAGUUGUCUGGCUUGAAAGUCAUCUAUCUGUUGUUCUAGCUGCGGAUAACUAAUGUGUCAUCUCUAUCUGGGCCCGUUAUCUGCGAGACAUACAACGGUCGCGUUAAUGCAACACAUCGGUAGCAUCUAUCUGUGUAUCGUCACCUUCAUCCUCUUUACAACAGAAGGACGAAUCUCAUUUGUAUUUCAUAACUGUAAAAAUAAGUUACGUUUGAAGUCGUCCGUUUUGCGAUCGUUCUAAUAACUGUUUUUUUAAUGAUUUUAUGACAAAUGGGUAAUACAAAUGGGAUUAUCAAGUAAUUGUGAGAUGGGGAGACGGUUAUUUUUGUGCUUAUAGGAGUGAGUGAGUUUUGUUUUACACCGCCUUUAGCAAUAUCCCAGACAUAUCACGGCGGGGGACACCAGAAAUGGGCUUCAUACAUUGUACCCAUGUGGGGAAUCGAACCCGGGUCUUCGGCGUGACGAGCGGACGCUUUAACCACUAGGCUACCCGGCCGCCCCUUUGCUUAUAGGUAGCCAUAAGGUAACUGUACAGUGUACUCAGUAUCGUAGUAAUGUGAUGUACACAUACAAGGUGAGCAUCCAGAUGGUACUCCGGAUCGUGCCCGGCAUCCGAGACUAUCAACAUCCUCUCAACAAGGUACAGUCCGGUCCAUGCAUGAUAUCGCGGAGUGAUAUUUCUAUGAAGCCGGUCAAGUCGGCGCUAGUUUCUCCGGGGCCUAUUGCAUCGUUGGGGACGACUACAUCACCUUUAUGCUAAUUUACAGACUCCAAUUUAAUUGAUUAUUUCAUAUGUUGUAUGUAAUGAUUAAGUUUGUUUUUUAAACGCUUAAUUGUUGUUUCUUCUUUUAACCACUUAUAAGAAUCCGUUCCUUUUGAAUGAACCUUUUUUCAUAUUUCAAUCAUGAAAUAAAUGGGGUUUUUAAACAUAAAUUAAUAACAUAAUAUCAUAUUGUAUGUUUUCCUUGUUGAUGUUUUAAUCAUUCGUGGAUCGUAUUGCUUGCCAUAUGUUACCAUAAUUGAUAGUUUGUGAUAUUUGACAUUCCUGAAUUAUACAGCUAUAUGUGAUUCAACUAUUGUUCCCAUUGAAGGUUUGUGAUAUGAGAUAUUUCCAUAUUCAUUUCAGUGAUUAUUCGUUUCGUCAUGUUACCUUUGAAUCAGAUGCUUAUACUUAUCUUUCGGUUAGAAACAAAAUGCAACGCCUGUCUUCAGAUAGGCAGUGUUUGCAUUAACUAAACUAAGUUUCUUUGCUUCAUGGUAUGGCCAUAUGUAGUCCAUGAGACAUCCUCUGGGUGACCAUGACUGUGUGUAGAAGUG